Patella vulgata (common limpet) is the source of this 1515-nucleotide messenger RNA. Its product is annotated as arylsulfatase B. Bases 22 to 1476 code for a protein of 484 amino acids. The transcript has 14 exons. NCBI's taxonomy places the organism in Eukaryota, Metazoa, Mollusca, Gastropoda, Patellidae. The record is from RefSeq and is a predicted model, not a curated record.
GGAUGCAUACAUAGUUUCAAUAUGGCUAGAGGAAACAUUAUUUUUCUUGUAUUUGUCUGUUUUCUGUCAUGCCUUUUGGUGUCUGCCAAACGACCACACAUUGUCUUUAUUGUUGCUGAUGAUUUAGGAUUCAAUGAUGUGGGUUUUAGAAAUCCUGAUAUGAUAACACCUAAUAUAGAUAAAUUAGCUAAUACAGGUGUUAUAUUUGAUUCAGCCUACGUUUUGCCGGUUUGUAGCCCAUCGAGAUCAGCAUUUAUGUCAGGUAUAUAUCCAUUCAAAACUGGAUUGCAGCAUAUAGUUAUCGGAGCAGCGCAAAAUGUGUGUCUUCCUUUAAACCUAACAAUACUGCCUCAACAGUUAAAAAAAGUUGGUUAUGCUACGCAUAUAAUAGGAAAAUGGCAUCUUGGUUUCUGUAACUGGAACUGUACACCAACUUACCGAGGUUUUGAUUCAUAUUUAGGGUAUUAUAAUGCUGAUGAAGAUUACUAUAAACAUACUGUUGCUGGAUUUUAUGAUCUUCAUGACAAUGAAACUCCUGGUUGGAAUUUCAAUGGAAAAUAUUCUGCUUAUUUCUUUGCCGAGAGAGCUCAACAGAUAAUAACUAACCAUAACGCAGAUCAGCCUUUAUUUAUGUAUCUACCAUUCCAGAAUGUACAUGCUCCUAUUGAGGUACCUCCAAAGUAUGCGAAUAUGUACCCGUAUGUCAGAAACUGGGGAAGGAAAAAUUUCUGUGGUAUGGUAACUAUAUUAGAUGAAGCUAUUGGUAAUAUAACACAAACACUUAAAGAUAAAGGAAUGUAUGAAGAUACACUUAUAUUAUUGACAGCUGAUAAUGGCGCUGAGCUGAUUGCAUAUGGAAAUAACUGGCCUCUAAGAGGAGGAAAACACACAUUAUGGGAAGGCGGCACAAGGGUGACGUCUUUCAUGUCAGGGUAUGGUUUACAAGAAACUGGCAUUACACAUACUGGUUUAUUACACGCUGUUGACUGGAUGCCAACAUUAAUUGGUGCUGCUGGGGCUGAACAAGUACCUGGUAUUGAUGGAAUCAACCAAUGGGAUUCUAUUAGAUUAAAUCAACCUUCUAAAAGAACAGAAUUUAUUUAUAAUUUAGAUGAUUUUUAUAUUCCAACACAGGGCCAUGCGGGUAUAAGAAUGGGUGACUGGAAAUUACUACUGGGUUAUCCAGGUAGUAUAGACGGAUGGUAUGAACCUAUGAACGAUACUAAAGACACACCCCUUACAUACUACAUCUUCCCAAAUACUGGAGAUUCACCAGCAAGACUCUUCAAUGUUAUAGAGGAUCCAAGGGAAUUAAAUGAUCUUGCUGCAGAUUAUCCUGACAUCGUUCAAAAUCUUACAGCAAGGAUAAAUGAAUACCGACAAAGUUACGUUAAAGCAAAUUACCCAAAACACUCAGAUAUAGCCGUGGAAAAAGCAAAACAAAAUGGGGGCGUGUGGUCACCAGGGUGGUGUUGAACACUAUAAUAAACAUGUCUCAGUCAUUCUAGUCUAUUC